GGUAAUCUACGUUGUCCAUGCGCUUUAAGUAUGCCAGAAGUGGUUCUCACUAUGCUGGAGAAUCGUCUAUUUGUUGAUGUUAUUUGUUGCUGCUUGCUACAAAAUCUCGCCAAAUGCACUAGUCCAGACAUAAUUUAACAGACACACACUCGAAAAGAAAAUAUCUUCUCCCUCCUUCGAAACUUGAUAACAUCCACUCGUUUUCGCAAUUUUUCUGUUCAAUCCUCUUAUCAGCUGAUUUACAAAGGAUUGUUCGAUUUAUAACCAACUUAAUAAUGCUGCCAUUUUACGAAACAAAAAAAAAAUAAGUAUAAUAUUAAUUUAAGCGUACACCGUACGACUAGUAAAAUUCAUGCAGUAGCCAAACAUGAUAAUAGAACAUAUAUCAGACCUUCUUAAAUUUUUGGCGAAUAAUGUCAUCAUAAUUGUACAGGAUAAUAUACAUAACAUUUAAAUACACCCUAUACCUAAAAAGCAAAACAGAAUACCAUCAAAAAAUUCGGAAUUGUUACAAGUAUGUACAAAAUUUUAAGCAUGAGCCGCGAGAUGCAUAUAUGAUAGUAAUUCAAUAUCUGUAGUUUAUAUUUUAAAUCGUUAUUCCGUACGCCUCUCUUCUUCUGAAAAAGUUAGUGAUAUUACGUUAUUUAACAUUUUAGGUCACGAUAUGUAGGUUCAAGUUUUAGAAUUGUAAACGUAGUAUAAUUUUUAGUCAACAUAAACUACGUUUCAUAUGGCAACAGUACAUUUUAAGUAUGUUCAAAACAAAUGUUUAAAUAAAGGUGCACCAGGCAAUAGUCAAAAAUCAAGAUAACAGCGUCCAUUUUGAUAAAUCUAGAAAUUGUACUUCAUUUAAGUAAUAUUAAUUAAAGUUGCAAGUUUUCCUUAAUAUUUUAAUAGCAUCAAAAAUGGAAUCAACAAUUAAAACAAAGAAGUGUUCCGUGAAACUCAAUCGUAUGUCGUUUGUUGGUAUUACUCCACAAGAAGUACAGGAACAAAUUUUGGAUCAGCGAAUACGCCGCUGUGCGGUACGCGUUCAACGCUGCUCCGACACCACGAAUUUUAGUAAAAUAGUCUCAGACAGUUCGACCAAUAUAGAUACCAAAAUGCGACGUUGCUGCAUUCGUUUGCCAAGGAUAAAUUUAGUUCGCAGUGAAAUAUCAUCUCGGUCUGGCUCCGUAACCAGUGCCAGAAUUCUUUCUGAAUCAGAACUGGAUGAUUCGGAAAUUGCUAACCAUUAAAGACCUUCAGGCAUACCAAAUACACUCGUAAUCACAUAUUUACAUUUAUUAUUGUUUCAAUUCACUUAAUAAAUUAACAAUUUGGCUCAUUUUUAUAUGAUGAUUUAAUAUGGAAAUAUAAUAAUAAAAUAGGUAAACAACUUCUAAAAUAAUGA
This is a messenger RNA of Bactrocera oleae (olive fruit fly), 1393 nucleotides long. RefSeq lists its product as uncharacterized. Lineage: Eukaryota; Metazoa; Arthropoda; Insecta; Diptera; Tephritidae. The record is from RefSeq and is a predicted model, not a curated record.